Molecule: messenger RNA, 1656 nt
Organism: Sesamum indicum (sesame)
Lineage: Eukaryota; Viridiplantae; Streptophyta; Magnoliopsida; Lamiales; Pedaliaceae
Gene: AAC3
Product: ADP/ATP carrier 3
Biological process (GO): mitochondrial ATP transmembrane transport; mitochondrial ADP transmembrane transport
Cellular component (GO): mitochondrial inner membrane
Molecular function (GO): ATP:ADP antiporter activity
Source: RefSeq, a predicted model, not a curated record
GGAGAUCAGUAACUGACAAAACCCUAGUCUGUGUUUCUCAGAAAAAACGGAGUGAUAUAUAUCAGAGUCACUUCACCAUUUCUAGAUCAUCCUCCUAAACCCGAUUCUGGAGCCAGCAUUUUCCUCUUUUUGCUCUCUCGCGACCUAUCGCAGGUCACUGCAUUGACUGCGAAAAUGGGGGAUGGUACACAACAUCCAUCUGUAUUUCGAAAGAUACAUGGGCAAUCUUAUCUUUUUUCUCAGAUUUCUCCUCACACACACUCUAGAAGUGCUGGAUUGCAAUACUUGACUGGUGGAUAUGUUAAUGGAGGUCUGCGGAGUCUUUCCAUGCCAUCAUUCCAAGGAACUGGCCUGGAGAUUGUUUCACCAGUCUCUCCUUUCCUUAUACAGGCUCCAACAGAAAAAGGGUUGUCCGGUUUUAUGGUGGAUUUCCUCAUGGGAGGGGUUUCUGCAGCAGUAUCCAAGACUGCUGCUGCUCCAAUUGAGAGAGUAAAACUCUUGAUUCAAAACCAGGAUGAGAUGAUCCGAGCUGGUCGAUUGUCUGAACCUUACAAGGGAAUUUCUGAUUGCUUUGCUAGAACUAUCAAGGAUGAAGGUGUACUUUCACUGUGGAGAGGCAACACUGCGAACGUUAUAAGAUACUUCCCUACUCAGGCCCUCAACUUUGCCUUCAAAGAUUAUUUCAAGAGACUGUUUAACUUCAAGAAAGACAAGGAUGGUUACUGGAAAUGGUUUGCUGGAAACUUGGCAUCUGGUGGUGCUGCUGGUGCUUCAUCUCUCCUGUUUGUUUACUCUCUUGAUUAUGCCCGAACGAGGUUGGCAAAUGAUGCUAAGGCUGCCAAAAAGGGUGGAGAAAGGCAGUUCAAUGGCUUGAUUGAUGUUUACAGAAAAACAAUCCAAUCUGAUGGUCUUGUUGGACUUUACCGUGGAUUCAACAUUUCUUGUGUUGGAAUUAUCGUCUACCGUGGGCUUUAUUUUGGAAUGUAUGAUUCUCUGAAACCGGUCGUUCUAACUGGUUCAUUGCAGGAUAGUUUCUUAGCUAGUUUCCUUCUGGGGUGGGGAAUCACCAUCGGUGCUGGCUUGGCUUCUUACCCAAUUGAUACCGUGCGUAGAAGGAUGAUGAUGACUUCAGGAGAGGCUGUCAAAUAUAAGAGCUCAAUUGAUGCAUUUUCGCAGAUCGUGAAGAAAGAAGGAACUAAGUCACUCUUCAAGGGUGCUGGAGCAAACAUCUUAAGAGCUGUUGCAGGUGCUGGCGUGCUUGCUGGCUACGACAAAUUGCAGGUUCUCGUCUUGGGCAAGAAGUAUGGUUCUGGUGGUGGUGGUUAAUAUCAAAAUGGUGAUAUAAUGACAAUGACGAUUAAGUGAUGUUCUUAUCUAGAUGGUCAUCCGCGUCUUUGGAAUAAUAUUUUUGUGAACAUUGUUUUUGUUGGUGCCUUUUGCCUUUGCUGGAAAUCCUGUAUAAAUUUAUAGCAGCAUACCUGUUUGGAACGCUGUGUUUUCAUGAGGACGAGUGUUCAGCCUCAACUAGAUAGUUUGGUCCUUUUUUGGGACUGAAUAAUCUUUAGCCCCACUUCGUUGCUCUUUGUUGUAUUAGUCGCACUGUCAGUGUAUUGUUGAGUUAUAUCUGUUGCAAGUUAUGCCAUCGCUUAUGAAGAA